Centropristis striata (black sea bass) is the source of this 5265-nucleotide messenger RNA. Its product is annotated as mitogen-activated protein kinase kinase kinase 12-like. The transcript has 15 exons. Bases 219 to 3053 code for a protein of 944 amino acids. The record is from RefSeq and is a predicted model, not a curated record. Gene Ontology annotation, biological process: JNK cascade; protein autophosphorylation. Lineage: Eukaryota; Metazoa; Chordata; Actinopteri; Perciformes; Serranidae. Gene Ontology annotation, molecular function: ATP binding; JUN kinase kinase kinase activity.
UUGAGUGUAUUAGUUUUGUUAAAUUUGUAAGAACUAUCAGGCGGGAACACCACAUUAAAACCAUAGAUUGAAACACGCUGGUGACGGACGGAUUUGGCUGCCGGACCGGAAAUGGGACCCGGCGCUGGAAACCAAACAGAUCGGCGUGUCACUGCAUCCGGUACCGAGCCUGCUGAAGAUUCUAGUUUCCCUUCUUGUUCUGAUGACCAAAGGCCCUCAUGGCGCUUAUUCAUGAACCUCGUGCCCCCUCUCCUUCUCUCUCCGGCUUCAACUCACCUCUGUCCGAUCCACCAUCCUUUCGCCGCCUCGAUGCCGAAACGCCCUGCACCCCCUGCACCCCCGAAAUGGACCUGACCCCGACCCAGUGCGUCCUUCGCAACGUCCUCUCCAUAGACACGGGAGGUGCUGUGGAGCCCGGGGGCGGAGGAGGAGAGGGGCAGACCGCUGGGCACAACCAGACGCCGGGCGAGGAACAACAGGAGCACUUUGCCAACAGUGUCCUGAAGCUCCACGAGCACGAUGGGACCCAAGGAAGGACGGAGGGAGAGGGGCAGGAGAUGGACAGCAGUGCGGUGAGGAGCCAGGCGGACGACGCCAGGCUACAGUGCCAUUCUACCGGAGGGGGAGGAGGGUUUCUGGAGGGCUUGUUUGGGUGUCUGCGGCCUGUCUGGACUAUGAUUGGCAAAGCCUACUCCACAGAGCACAAACACGGCCUUGAUGAAGCAUGGGAGAUCCCAUUCGAGGAGAUAUCUGACCUGCAGUGGGUGGGCAGCGGAGCCCAGGGCGCCGUCUUCCUGGGCAAACUGUACGGACAGGAAGUGGCCGUAAAAAAAGUGCGGAACAUCAAAGAGACAGACAUCAAGCACCUGCGCAAGCUCAAACACCCCAACAUCAUCACUUUCAAAGGUAUUUGUACCCAGGCGCCAUGCUACUGCAUCAUCAUGGAGUACUGUGCCCAGGGACAGCUGUACGAGGUGCUGAGAGCAGGCAGGAAGAUCCAUCCGUCCCUGCUCAUGGACUGGGCCAUGGGCAUCGCUGGAGGCAUGAACUAUCUCCACCUCCACAAGAUCAUCCACAGAGACCUCAAGUCACCAAACAUCCUGAUCACUUACGAUGACGCAGUGAAGAUUUCUGAUUUCGGCACGUCCAAGGAGCUCAGCGACAAGAGCACCAAGAUGUCCUUUGCCGGUACGGUGGCCUGGAUGGCUCCUGAGGUCAUACGUAACGAACCGGUCUCAGAGAAAGUGGAUAUUUGGUCAUUCGGCGUCGUGCUGUGGGAGAUGCUGACAGGAGAGGUGCCCUAUAAGGACGUGGACUCCUCCGCUAUCAUCUGGGGAGUAGGAAACAACAGUCUGCAGCUGCCUGUACCUGAUAGCUGUCCAGACAGCUUCAAACUGCUCCUGAGGCAGUGUUGGAACUGCAAGACGAGAAACAGGCCGUCCUUCCGACAGAUUCUCCUGCAUCUGGACAUCGCCUCAGCAGAUAUCCUGUCCACUCCACAAGAAACCUACUUUCAGUCUCAGGCGGAGUGGAGAGACGAGGUGAGACACCACUUUGAGAAAAUCAAGUCUGAGGGGACGUGUCUUCACAGGCUGGACGAGGAGCUGAUCAAACGACGCAGAGAAGAACUCAGACAUGCACUUGACAUCCGGGAGCACUACGAGAGGAAACUGGAGAGAGCCAACAAUCUCUACAUGGAGCUCAACGCCAUCAUGCUGCAGCUGGAGAUCAAAGAGAAAGAACUGCACAAGAGGGAGCAGUCACUGGACAAGAAGUACCCCGGCUGCUUCAAGCACCACAGCUCCAGACAGUCGGCCUCCUCCAACUCCAUGGAGAAACUCAUGAAGAAACGCAAUGUACCUCAGAAACUGCCUUCACACAGCAAGAGGCCAGACUUACUGAAGUCAGAGGUCAUCCUCCCCAAACUGGACUCUUCCAUGACCCAGGUCACAAUCCCCAACAAGGGCUCUACCUCCCCUGGCCGCUCACGGCGAGGAAAACCCCGCUACAGGAAGGCUGGUAAAGGCAGCAGUGGGGACCUGGCUCAGCUGAAAGCCACUCUCUCCUCUUCACUAGCCAUGGUGAACGCCACCUCAUCCGUCCCCAGCAGCAAGCAGCAUCUGGACCCCAGUGCGGCCCUCAGGGGCCUGCAGCACGACCUGCUGCUCAAAAAGAUGUACUCCUCCAGCCCGGAUCUCAUUUCAACCACGUUGGAGGCAGAAGGCCGGAGGAAGGGGCAGGUCAGGCCGGGGCUGGACCGAGCGGGCAGCCAGAGCGCCUCAGCUGGGCUGGGGGAGAGCAGGACUGGCGGGCCCGAGGAGGGGCCCGAUGCGGGCGUAGGGGCCGACGACCAGCCAGAAACACCUCCACGCAGUGACACGCCCAGUGAGGAUGCAGCUUCUAUCCCGUUCUCCAGCAGCCCAGACUCACCGUGCGGCAGGGGAGCAGCUGCAGGGAGGGCGUCCGUGCUCGGGAACCCCCGCGUUCCCCACGAUGGGGAGGAGAAGGAGGAGGGGCCGGUCAUCACACGCUCACCCAGAAGUCAGCGCCUCACCCCUGCAGCGCUGCUGUACAGGGCAGCUGUCACACGCAGUCAGAGACGUGGAGUAUCAUCAGAGGAAGAAGAAGGAGAAGUGGACAGUGAAGUGGAGCUGCCAAGGAGACGGCGUCCCGUCAGCAUGAGCAAGUGCCAGUCCCUGUCCACCUUCAGCUCAGAGAACUUGUCAGUGUCGGACGGCGAGGAGGGAAACACCACCGACCACUCCCACAGCGGCACGCCGGACGUGGUCAGCACCAACACCGACGAGCGCCUGGACGACAAGAGCGACGACCUGCUGUCUCAAGGCUCGGAGAUCCCCGCCGACCCGUCCGACCCGACCCAGUUGGGCUCUGACGGGCUGUCUGAGAAGGAAGCUAUUCUUCGACAAGUCAAGACUCAGCUCGCUAGUAACGAUCAUAAUUACGAGGGCCUGUAUGAUGACUCGGACUGUGACAGUGCAGAGCUGGACCACUCAGGCAGUGCAGAACCCAGCCAACCUCCAGCCAACUGGUGAAAAUCUGACACCUCAACCCACACAAACUCAUGCAGAUCUGGCCUUUUAUGGCUCUUUUAUUCUCUCAAAAACCUAACAUCCCGGAGAGAAAAAAAAACCCAAAACAACAGAAAAUCUCAGAAAUGUGUCACAAUAAUGUGAAACUGAAUUGGGGCACAAGCCGAGCUGACGGAGAAGCAGCCGCCAUAACAGUAACCGGCCCGAGAUCAGCUUUGCAAAAACACCUCAACAACAGAGGCGUCAGUCCAAGAAGCCAUCCACACGUUCACGUCUCUUUUCAUCUUCCAUGUCGAUUUGUAUUUUUAUCUGGAAAUGUGUCAUGUUAUUUCACAUCAUGUCAUAUGAGAACAUAACUAUAAGAUCCUAUCAGGGUGUCAUUAUAUUUAAUGUUUCUAUUGUCAGCAUCAGUCACUGAUGUUGCUGUUUGCACUUAAUUUAUGAAAUCAUCGUGUCAUAUCACAUUUCCUCUCAAAACGUUAUGCACUGACUAAUUUAUUAUUGUUUUACAGUGAAUUCAUUGACAUUUAGAAAGAAAACAAUGUUUACAUUUUUCAUUUGUUUACAUUUUUUUAUUUAUAUCAGUGUCAUGGAUUAUGUUUCCAUUUUCUACUCCUGUGUUUUAAUAUCUAUGUAAAUAUGUGACGUUGUAAAAUGAACAAAUUUUUAAAAAUGUGAGAUUGUAUAAUUUAAAGGUGCUGAUGUUUCUAAUUAGGUGGCGCUACUCUAUUGGAAAAACCUCAAAAAGCUUAUGGUAGUAGAAUGUACUGUAGCUGCUGUUCGUGUCCGAGCAUCAAAACCCAGAGAAAAGAGGAACAAAGAAAAAGCAAUAUGUCUGCUCUGGUACAGUACGUCCUGUGAUGUCACAGGUCAAAAGAACCACAGCUGAGCUCAUUCAGGGCAGAUGGACGUUUUUAUUCUAUUAGUAUUGCAGUGUUUACUGUAUUAAAACACAAUACCAGUUUGUAGGGGUGUCACGAUUGCAAUUUUAUUUAAUGAAAUCAAAAGCAGAAUUAGUCAAAUCAAAAAUGUAGCUUUAUUAGUGUGGUACAUUCCAGAAACAAGUGGCAUCCAUAUCACACUUGAUACCAUGAAGCCUAUAUUUUUUAAAAGAAUUAGAAAAUUCAGGGCAUAAAACCAGUGAUUUAUCGAGCUUUAUGAAUCAAGAGUUAAUAUGGGCUUAGCCUUCAGGGCUGUAAAAAUGUUUAAAUGAAAUUGAAUCAUGACCAUAAAAGUCUAAUCAAAUCAUGGAUUUGUUGAAUCGUGACACUCUUACCAGUUUGAAAAUCCCCUUCUGAACAUCUCGGGGUGUAAAUAGCAUCAGAAAAGCAUGCUUGUGAUAAAGUACAGAUGGCCGAUUGGUCACUGCUUGUGACUCAGAUCAAAAUUAAAUGUUCCAUCCUCCAUCCAUAGGGGAAGAAAAAUGCAACAGAAGAAAAGACUGCAGACUUAUUGACUGAAGGCAUAUAAAUGACAGGGACACAAAGCAUUGAAAUACAAUACAUCUCAGAAUAACUGCAAAAUAUGACGUUAAUUUCAUGGUUUCCUGCUUUCACUCCGUUCUGGCCACACUGUUGGCAGUGAACCAGCACAGAAGAGAGAUUAUGAUCAGACUUUUGGUUAUUAUAGGGAACCAUAACAGUGUGGCUCAUAUAGUCAAACAUCUUGAUUCUAGUAUUGUUUGUUAGUAAAUUGCAAAACACUCACAGGCUUAUUAUGUGUGUCAGUAAUAACCUUUACUGAAUAAUGCUUUUUGGACCUUUAUUUAGCAGUUUCUCUGUCUACUCAAAUUAGGCCUGUGAUGUCAUGAUUUGGCCACUUUUAUUAACUGCCUCGCAGCAUAGCAGAUUAGAUAGAUGAACCAUAAUAUGGGAUUGUAAAGAUUCACUGUUUACAGAAAGGUCACGUUGACAUUGUCCUCACCAGCUGAAAUUUUGACCAUAACAUGGUAAUUUUUCACAAAUGUGUAAGGGCUCCUUCAUAACAGACAGUAUGAUGUGUUUGUGUCCCUUGAUAAGCCUUCCUGUGUGCAUCUGGUUUAAUCUGUACAGCAGCACAUUGCAUCCUGUUCCACUCAAUGACUGAUCAGGUCCCACUCAAUAAGCUACAAAUGGCAGCUUCGUAUUUAUUUUUCUGGUAUUAAACAAUUUCUAGAGCAUUUUAAAUGGAUUGUUCCCCCACGAUUUAAAGCUAGAAAUCCUCCUGCAGGAUAAAA